Prorocentrum cordatum is the source of this 352-nucleotide messenger RNA. Lineage: Eukaryota; Dinophyceae; Prorocentrales; Prorocentraceae. The record is from the annotation of a GenBank genome assembly.
UCAAGAUGGCGCUGUCCGUGCUCGGAAGAACCGGAUGCGGCUGUCGGAAGCGAUGAAACGCACGAAGUGCCGCACCUGCCGCGAGAAGGGGGGCCGGGGCAACCGGCGCCCGCAUAACCCAGCGCCCAAGCCGAAGCCGCCGAAGGACACGGGCUUCAUCUUCCUAGACGAGGGCACCGGGCCCAGCAGCUCCCUCACGCUGCUGGCGGACUCUGAGGCGCAGAGCUCGGUGGACGCCGCCGCGUCGCGGGUGCCGGGCCGCGACGGCGUCGCCCUCGAGUCCACGAAGAGGGUUCGCUGGCGGCGCCGCCGGGCUGCGUUGUCGCGGAUGCUGCGGCGGGCCAGGAACUGA